AUGAUGCCUUUGGCACCGCUACCAGUAGUUCCCGUGCCGUCCAAGCCAAAGAUGGGUUUCAGCAUCGAGGCCCUGGUCGGCGGCAGCAACAGCGGCGUUCCGGACAGCAAAUCUUCCCCCUCGCCUUCUGAAGACAUGGGCCGGGGCCUUAGUCCCCCCAGAGGGGCGCAGGGCCCCGUGGCCCCGGUGCCCACUUUCCCGGCGGUUAGUAGCGCCGCGUUCCUGGACACUCUCUGCGGUGGCCGAGCCGCCAUGUACCCGCACCACCAGCACGAGCACCCCGGGGGAUAUGCGGGGAUACCCGCGGGGGCGUGUAACCCCCAUGUGGCCCCUUUUUUCCUCGGAAGGGAAUCGUACCCCCUGUACCCCUGGCUGCUGGCGAGGCACCCCAGGUUUCUGGCGCAUCGACUACCAGGUCCAGACGGUGCCGGAUUUCUUCUCCAUCCCUUCCGGAAACCGAAGAGAAUCCGGACGGCCUUCUCUCCAUCUCAACUCCUGAAACUAGAACACGCGUUCGAAAAGAACCACUACGUCGUAGGAGCAGAGCGAAAGCAACUCGCACAAAGUCUAAACCUCACAGAAACACAGGUGAAGGUCUGGUUCCAAAAUCGGCGGACCAAGCACAAGCGUCAGAAACAAGAGGAAGAACAAUCAAGUAGACAAGAUCACAAAUCGGGAUCCUCCGGGUCAUCGGGCGAUUCCAAACAUCACCACCCCCACCCGGCGGGAAGCCACGAAUACAGCGGGAAACAGCACUGGCAGAAUGGAGAGGACAUGCCAUCAUCCCCUAUCUCGGACGACGGAUCCAUGGUGGAAAUCGAAAGUGCGCCUGAAUCCCCAGAGAUGGCGCCACUUUCUACGUGA
Messenger RNA from Uloborus diversus, 864 nucleotides. Its product is annotated as homeobox protein EMX2-like. Gene Ontology annotation, biological process: neuron differentiation; central nervous system development; brain development. The transcript is spliced from 3 exons. Gene Ontology annotation, molecular function: DNA binding; DNA-binding transcription factor activity, RNA polymerase II-specific. The record is from RefSeq and is a predicted model, not a curated record. Bases 1 to 864 code for a protein of 287 amino acids. NCBI's taxonomy places the organism in Eukaryota, Metazoa, Arthropoda, Arachnida, Araneae, Uloboridae.